GGACGCGGACAGAGGAGGGGGGGUGGGGGCGUCAGUGUCGGUGUGGCCGGGCUCCGCUGGUGGCUGUGCAUGCAUGUGUUCUGCUCCGUACGGCCGCAAAAAGCGCCCCAGGUCCGCAGGGAGCGUGUUCCCCUCCGGUAAGGGGGCGCACACGGACCCGGAGCGGCGGCAGAGCGCGGGGGGGCCGGUGGACGGCAGCAGGAUGACUGUGCAGGAAUUCAACACGCUCGUGGCGCUGUACCGGGAGCAGGUGAUCUCCGUGGGGGAGGUGUCCGCAGACUGCCCCUCUCUGCGGGCGCAGAUGCACCACACGCGGGCCAAAGGAUGCUCCAUGGCCCGGGCCGCGCACCGGGACCUGGCCCUCAUCUCUGUGUCAGGUCCAGAGGAUGGGGAGAUCCACCCAGAGAUCUGUCGUCUCUUCAUCCAGCUGCAGUGCUGUCUGGAGAUGUUCAUCACAGAGAUGUUGAAGUCCAUGUGUCUGCUGGGGGUUCUGCAGCUGCACAGAAAAAGAACCGACUCGGAGCCUAAGGUGGACUUCAGGGUGGACGAGAGCUCCGACGUCCCCAUCCUGGACGAGCGCUCCUCGUCCCCCACCGACUCCCCCCAGGAGCCGUGGAUGGUGGGAACCGACAUUGACAACAUCGAGAGAGACAUGAAGGAGAUGAGGAACCUGCUCAGUAAACUCAGGGACACCAUGCCUUUGCCUCUGAAGAACCAAGACGACAGCAGUCUGUUGAAUCUGACUCCUCACCCUCUGAUCCGACAGAGGAAACGCCGUUUUCCUGGACUUUGCUGCAUGGUUUCUGGCUGAUCCACGUCCGACUCUUCGAAACCAGGAUUGUCUUUCAUCGUAUCUUCACCUCUUCUUCUUCUUCUUCUUCUUCUUCUUCGUAUCUGUGCUCGUUCGUCCAUUGUUUUAUUCGUCCACUGCAGUCGUUUCCACUGUCGAUCAGUGACUAUUACUUUAACCGUCAUUUUGUUGAUAAAACAUCAGGAAAAUGUCUUUACUUUUGUCCGAUUGCUUAUAUUAUUCAGUCUAAAACCCAAAGAUAUUCAAUUUAUUUUCAGAUGCAACAAAGAAAACAGAUCUUUAUAUUUGAGAAGCUGUGACCUGUUGAAUUUUGGCUUUUUCUGCGACAGAACCUAUCAAUGAGAUCAACUGUUGGAAUUCUAUUUUAUAUUGAGUCAUCUGCUGUUGCAGCUCAGAUCUUUAUACUGAUAUUUACUUCUAUGAAUAUUUAGGUUUUUUCCCAUAAAUUUAUUUUUAAAAAAUAUCUGAGAACAUUUUGUUUAUUUUUUUCCCCAUAAAUUCAUCACUUAAAAUGUGAGAAUAUUCAUCAAUUAAAUGAGAAUAUUUUUUUUACUGUAAAUGUGUCACUUAAGUCUGAGAAUAAAUAUUUUUUUCCCAUAAACGUAUCAGAUAAAUGUAAGAAUAUUUCAUUUUUUCCAUAAGUUUGUCUCUUAAAUUGGAGAAUUUUUAGUUUUUCCCCGUACAUUUAUCCCUGACAACAUUUAC
Sphaeramia orbicularis (orbiculate cardinalfish) is the source of this 1516-nucleotide messenger RNA. Its product is annotated as regulator of G-protein signaling 7-binding protein B-like. The record is from RefSeq and is a predicted model, not a curated record. NCBI's taxonomy places the organism in Eukaryota, Metazoa, Chordata, Actinopteri, Kurtiformes, Apogonidae. Bases 74 to 811 code for a protein of 245 amino acids. The transcript is spliced from 6 exons.